AGUCCUGGGCCCCAGCUCCAGAGCACUCACGGGCUGCCAGGGUGAGCAGGCUAGAAACUCACGACACCAGGUAGCUCUGCAGGUGCUGGGAGGGCAACUCAGCCCAGAGGAAGAGCAGGCUGGGGAGCCCUCACCGCCCAAUGGGGACUGACCCCUGGCCCCUGCCCCUCUCCACCCCACUGCCCUGAAGCCAGAUUUCCUGCUCAGCAUGGACAGGACAGCAAGAGGCUAACCCUCUGCCCAGGUGGAAGCUGACCCCAAGCCACCCUUCACCUGGACAGGAUGAGAGUGUCAGCAUCCCCUUGCUCAGCAGGUGUGCUUCGCCUCCUGGCCCUCAUCUUUGCCAUAGUCACGACAUGGAUGUUUAUUCGAAGCUACAUGAGCUUCAGCAUGAAAACCAUCCGUCUGCCACGCUGGCUGGCAGCCUCGCCCACCAAGGAGAUCCAGGUUAAAAAGUACAAGUGUGGCCUCAUCAAGCCCUGCCCAGCCAACUACUUUGCGUUUAAAAUCUGCAGUGGGGCCGCCAACGUCGUGGGCCCUACUAUGUGCUUUGAAGACCGCAUGAUCAUGAGUCCUGUGAAAAACAAUGUGGGCAGAGGCCUAAACAUCGCCCUGGUGAAUGGAACCACGGGAGCUGUGCUGGGACAGAAGGCAUUUGACAUGUACUCUGGAGAUGUUAUGCACCUAGUGAAAUUCCUUAAAGAAAUUCCGGGGGGUGCACUGGUGCUGGUGGCCUCCUACGACGAUCCAGGGACCAAAAUGAACGAUGAAAGCAGGAAACUCUUCUCUGACUUGGGGAGUUCCUACGCAAAACAACUGGGCUUCCGGGACAGCUGGGUCUUCAUAGGAGCCAAAGACCUCAGGGGUAAAAGCCCCUUUGAGCAGUUCUUAAAGAACAGCCCAGACACAAACAAAUACGAGGGAUGGCCAGAGCUGCUGGAGAUGGAGGGCUGCAUGCCCCCGAAGCCAUUUUAGGGUGGCUGUGGCUCUUCCUCAGCCAGGGGCCUGAAGAAGCUCCUGCCUGACUUAGGAGUCAGAGCCCGGCAGGGGCUGAGGAGGAGGAGCAGGGGGUGCUGCGUGGAAGGUGCUGCAGGUCCUUGCACGCUGUGUCGCGCCUCUCCUCCUCGGAAACAGAACCCUCCCACAGCACAUCCUACCCGGAAGACCAGCCUCAGAGGGUCCUUCUGGAACCAGCUGUCUGUGGAGAGAAUGGGGUGCUUUCGUCAGGGACUGCUGACGGCUGGUCCUGAGGAAGGACAAACUGCCCAGACUUGAGCCCAAUUAAAUUUUAUUUUUGCUGGUUUUGAA
Molecule: messenger RNA, 1308 nt
Organism: Homo sapiens (human)
Lineage: Eukaryota; Metazoa; Chordata; Mammalia; Primates; Hominidae
Gene: FAM3D
Product: FAM3 metabolism regulating signaling molecule D
Exons: 10
Coding region: 283-975 (230 amino acids)
Cellular component (GO): extracellular region
Source: RefSeq, a predicted model, not a curated record